Molecule: messenger RNA, 4105 nt
Organism: Amphibalanus amphitrite
Lineage: Eukaryota; Metazoa; Arthropoda; Thecostraca; Balanomorpha; Balanidae
Exons: 13
Coding region: 321-2990 (889 amino acids)
Molecular function (GO): 3',5'-cyclic-AMP phosphodiesterase activity
Source: RefSeq, a predicted model, not a curated record
GGCGCCGCGCCGCGCCGGCCGGGUCGGUGUGAGGAUGGGGCGCCGCCCCGGUCAGACGAGACGAGCCGCCGCCGGGAAGUUUCGGGUCGGAUCCGACCGUGCUGCAGUGCACUGAAAGGGCACCGCGCGCUGGAAUAUCAAGUUUCCUGAGAGUGGGCGUUUCGGUGGAUAGUGGAAGAUAAGUGCGUGAUGAGAGUGAGUUGGGCCGAUAUAUAAUGCUGGUGCAGACGUCCAUUGGUCGAUGCUGUGAGCGGGGCACACGAUCCGAGUGCUGAUCUGUCGGCUGCCGUCGUUUUCCGAGCGCCCGCCGCGCCGGCCAGAUGGGUCAGGCGGCUCUGCAGGGCGAUCGCCGGCCCGUGACACCGCCGACGCCGAGCCCGCUGCUCUCCAACGGAGGCGGCGCCGGCCUGUCGCGACCGGGACACGCUUCAGAGACGGCCCACAGCCGCCAGCGGGGCUGCUCCGACUGCGGCUGCGGCUGCGGCGGCGGCGGCUGCUCGCUGGUGACGCUCUUCUCUCGGCUGAUUUCGCUCUUGGUGGACACACCUGACGGUGUGAAGAGAAGGGAAUCGGACACAGCUGCACAUACAGAAAAUUGCACGGAAACAGAUCGGAGUACAGAGGUGGUCAUCGAAAGAAAAACAGAUGGAGUCCACAUAUCGCUCUCAGGUGCGUCCAGCAGCAGCAGCGGCGCCGGCAGCGGCGGCGCCUCGCCCGUCUCGGACGGCGACCGACUGCUGCUCUCUACCCUCGACACGCGCCGCACGCGGCCGCUGCACACGGGACGCUUCCUGACGCUGCACAAACGGCGCAGGAAGCGACUGUGCACCCGCCAGCUGGCGCAACACCGGGCACUGCUCGACGACGUCUACCACGGGCCUGUUCAGCUGGUGUUGGAGCGGAUCGAGCGAUGGAACUUCAACGCCUUUUCCCUGGACACCGUAACUGGAGGUCGCUCCGUGCCAGUUCUGUGUGUUCAUCUAUUCAAGGAGUUUGGACUCACGAGGGCUUUCAAGUUGGACGUUGUUAAAGUGUGGAAGUGCUUCUCCAUGAUCGAGGAGGGCUACCACAACACCAACCCGUACCACAACUCGAUUCACGCUGCCGAUGUCACGCAGGCCAUGUACUGCUUUCUGAUGGAGCCAAAGAUGCGGGAGCACCUGACGCCUCUGGAGCGGAUGGCUGCCGUCCUGGGGGCGGUGUGCCACGACCUCGACCAUCCGGGAGUCAACCAGCCGUUCCUGAUUGCCACUGCCAACCACCUGGCCACGCUCUAUAAGAACGCCUCUGUUUUGGAGAACCACCACUGGCGGAUGGCCGUCGGCUGCGUGGCCGACUCGGGCAUGCUCAGUCACCUGGAGCCGGGCCGGUUCUCCGAGCUCAUGUCCCAGAUACGCUCCCUCAUCCUGGCCACCGAUAUUGCGCGCCAGGCCGAAUUCAUCGGUCAGUUCCAGCGCUACCUUGCCACGUCGACAUUGGACCUGCGCCGGCCGCUGCACCGGCAUUUCGUGCUGCAGAUCGCGCUCAAAUGUGCCGAUAUCUCCAACCCGUGCCGACCCUGGGACAUCAGUCACAAGUGGAGUAAAAAGGUCUGUGACGAGUUUUAUCGUCAAGGAGACUAUGAGAGGAGACUAAAGUUGCCAAUAACGAGCUUAUGCGACCGAACGAGCAGUUCGGUGGCCAGGAUACAAGUUGGGUUUUUCCGUCACGUGGUGCGUCCGCUGUUCCACGAGUGGCACCGCUGGCUGGGCACACCGCUCUCCUCCGAGAUGGUGCGCAAUCUGAACGAGAACCACGCCCGCUGGGAGGCCUGGAUGCAGCAGGAGACAGAGGAGGAGACCAAGACGGAGAUGUCGGAUACGGACCCCACCGAUGACCCCGUCUCCGAGAGUGUCUCCGAGACCGAGCUGCGUGAGCUGCUGACGGUGCCGACGCAUGGCAGCCGCCGGCAUAGCGCGCCGGUCGCCUUUCCCGCUACAGUAGCGCGCACAAUCAUACGAAGAGAGAGCCUGCCGGCCCAGCCGCCGCGCCGGCUGCACACAGAGACACUGGUGCAUAUGCACGGCGCCGGCGGCCCCAGCCUGCUCUCCGUGUGCUCACUGGCCAGUCUGCGUGUGCCCGAGGAGUAUGAGGGUGAAAGUGACGUCAGCACCGAACUGCUGCUGCCCGACCCUUCCAUCACGAGUAUCACGGCCGCGGGAACAGCCACGCCAAUCUCCAACUGGACUCCGACGCCCAAUCGGGACGGCUCGACGGCCAGUCUGGCUAGCCUGGCGUCACCCGAGUCGCCGCCCUCGCCAUCCUUACCGCCUCCGCCGCCAUGCGCGGCCGCGCGGUACAACUGCCGUCUGGAGCGACAGAGGACGUUCCCAGUCACCCAGCCCGGCGACGCGUCUCGAGUAAGAUACCUGUCUCUGCCGGUGGCGGCACCGGUCAUCCCCGGCGGCGUCUGUCGCGACGGACAGGGCUGCGGUACCCCUCCGACCGCCGGCAUCGAGACGCAGCUGGGCGCUCUGCAGUGGCCGCCGCGGUCUGCUGCGGGCCGCGGUCACCCGUCCGAUACAGGCCCGGAGAGCCGGCGGCCGGCGGGCGCGCUCGGGGAGCUGCUGCGCCGCCGCGGCUCGGCACCCGUCCAGCUGGGUGGCUGCGCUCAGGAGGCCCGCGUGACCGGCUCACUGGCCAGAAACAGCUCAUUUACUGAGGGGAUGCAUGUGGAGGCCCCGUGGUGUGAGCGCACUGAGCGACUGGUGGCCGACUGGCUGCCGCCGCGGCCCGGUGCGCUCUCGGCUGCCGAGGGCGGCUGUACCGCCGCCGCUGCUGCCGCCGGUCCCGUGCCGCUCAGCCAGCUGCGCGUAGCGCUGCUGGUGCGGCUGCGGGCGGUGGCCUCGGCAGACGGAGCGCCGCCGCCACCGGCACCGCCGCCGCUGCCCGCAUGCCAGCGGCGCGGCUCGCUGCCCACCGAACUCAUGGGUCUCCGUAGUCGUCGGUAGCCAACAUGGCGGGCGCUGGCGGGACACCGCUCGGCCGACGGACAGACGCCACUCUGCCCGUCCGGCGAGCCCUCUCGUCCCCGGCCAUCUGACCCACCCGGCCGCCAGCCAUGACAAGCUCUAGUGCAAAAUUGGGUUUAGUCUUGUGAUGAGAGCAAGUUCUAGACUAGAUAUACGGUACAAACGGUCAUGAUGAUUUUCCAAUUUUUUAAGUGCUGAGAUCUUGUAUUUGAUUGGAGCCUCGGCUCCUGGCUCAACGCUCGCUCUCUAUCUCUUGUCUGGUCGACUGUGUUCGAUGGUCGGCUGUGUACGUUGCCAUCGGAGCCGAUGUGUUGUGUUGCCGUCCGACGAGAUGGGUCGCGGCCGCUGGCAGCCAGCCGUCUCUGCCGGCCGCUCCUGGCGCUCCGGCCGCGCCGCUCCUGCCGCCCCGGCCGAGCGGACGCCGCCAUCAGUCAGGACAGCGGUCGGGCCCGGCCGCCAAUGCUCAGCCUGGGAGCCAUUGCGCCCGGCGUGUGUGCGUGAACGCUCGUCUGUGGUUGUUCUGUCGGACUUUGGUAGAUGAAUGUUGGUCGGGCCGCACCCCGACUUCUCCCCGUUACCUCAGUGUUUGUCCUUGACACGGGAGUAGGUAGGACCGUGUUUAUUUAUUGAAGUAGUCUUUCUGUGUGGGUGUGUCAGAACUCUGGGUGGGUUGCACUGGCUCUCCGUAACUAAGGAGUGGCCGUGCACGGCUGACUGCACCCGGCGUAGACGUAGUGCGUCGGAUUUCGUCCGACGGUGGCGCCGCCCCGGUGGCGCUACGGAGGUAAACGAUGUCAGUUCUAGCCAAAUCAAACCAGUGUGCCGUCGACCGGCGCGGCGUGGCGCCGCCGGUCGUACGUAGUUCGCUGGCGUCGCGUCCCCGUCAGCGGUUGGCCUACCUGUCCGAGGCUGGCUGUCUCUCUGUGGGAGUGCGUCAGAAACUGGCGAGCGUGUGGCGACUAUCUUUGGAUGAAACGACCGCUUUUGUAUCACCCGUUCGUUUGUACCACCAUUCCCAAUGUGUGUGGUUUUCUAAUAUUUCUUUUAUAUGGCCCAUCUGACAAUUUUAUACGUGUCAAUAAAGAAUCUGAUGA